Verruconis gallopava is the source of this 1062-nucleotide messenger RNA. RefSeq lists its product as uncharacterized. The transcript has 4 exons. The record is from RefSeq and is a predicted model, not a curated record. Gene Ontology annotation, molecular function: oxidoreductase activity, acting on the CH-OH group of donors, NAD or NADP as acceptor. Gene Ontology annotation, cellular component: cytoplasm. NCBI's taxonomy places the organism in Eukaryota, Fungi, Ascomycota, Dothideomycetes, Venturiales, Sympoventuriaceae. Bases 67 to 924 code for a protein of 285 amino acids.
CUUUAUCAAGCAAUCCGAAGGUCCCAGAUCAGUUUGUGACUUUCAUUUCUCCCCAACGUCGUUGAAAUGAUGGCACAGCAGCUCGCGGGAAAGAAUAUUCUUGUCACUGGAGGAAGCAGCGGACUAGGCAGAGCAUAUGUUGAGGCUUUUCGCAAUGCUGGAUGUCAGGUGAUAUACGGAGAUCUGAUCGAAGCAAGCGACCUGCCCGGGUUUCUUCAUUGCGACGUCUCGUCUUGGGAAUCACAGUUGAAGUUCUUCGAAAGCGCGGUUGAAAAGCUUGGUCGCAUCGACGCGGUCAUUGCCAACGCUGGGAUCGCCAACAAGGAAAACUUCAACGACUAUGAAGACGUUGAACUACAACCACCGACGAGGCCCAGGACGAGCAUUGUAGAUGUUAAUUUGACCGGCGUGAUUUUCUCGGCCAAGUUGUCUAUGCAUUAUUUUGCGAGACAGUGGCGGGAACACGAUUCCAUACCAAAUUUCAAGCCUAUCUUCAUAAUCGGUGGUAGUCUUGCGGGAUAUUUGGACAUGCCAAUGAGCCCCAUCUAUUCGUCGACCAAGUUUGCGCUUCGUGGACUUCUAUGCUCUUUGCGCAAUGCCACUUCAAGGAUCGGAGCGAGGGUGGCAAUGAUAGCUCCAUGGCACGUUGAAACGCCACAGCUGGGUGUGCAAGCCGUGAGACUGAAGGAGCAGGGCAUACCCGUUGCGCAGAUGGCGGAUGUCGUUGGGGCAGUACAGAGAUUGAUCCUCGAACCAUCGAGCAACGGAAAAUGUUUUGCCGCGGUGCCUAGGACCGUGAAAGCACCCAAUGGCUACUUUGACGUCGACGAGGCUGGCCAGGACGAGUUCUGGCGUGACUACAAUGAAAUGCUCAUAUCAGAGGAUGAGAGACCGUUACCGCAACGAGGUUUUGCAAAGAAUUAGACGUGUAUAUCACUCUUGGCGUGGAUGCUUGGUAUUUAGACUAGAAGGAAGCAAAGGUGGAGCUGUGAAGUCACGACGUACUUUUUGAUGGAUUGAUAGAAGGUUCUGAUACUGAAUAAAAGCGCAAGCAAAAUGUUC